AAUAAAAAUAAAAUAAAAUGGAAGAACAACUGGAAUAAAAAUUAUUAUUCGUGUUUGAUAAUGUGAUGUUCUCUUCCUUGAAGAUCUUUGCGCGUCACUGAUGUUUCUUCUCUCCUUCUUCAAUCAUUCAUCCUUAAAUCUAUUUUUUCUAUCUUUCAAAUAUUAAUCUUCAGAUGUUUUUUUGACUCAUAGAGAUUUUUUUUUUUCUAUCAAAUUACUCUGUUUUUGAGAUCUCUGUUUCAACAGGCUUGGGAGAAUCAUGUCUUUGAGAUCAGAAUCUUCCAAGGCAGAAAAGUUAACAGAGGAUCCAGUUACGUACAAGACGGCACAGAGCAGCGUGACGUGCAUCUACCAAGCACACAUGGUUGGAUUCUGGAGAAACGUUAGGGUUCUAUGGUCUAAAAAUCUUAUGAACCAUUCCUUAACCGUGAUGGUCACUAGCGUACAAGGGGAUAUGAAUUACUGUUGCAAGGUUGAUCUUAAGCCAUGGCACUUUUGGAACAAGAAAGGAUACAAAUCGUUUGAGGUUGAAGGAAACCAAGUAGAUGUGUAUUGGGAUUUUAGGUCUGCUAAAUUCAACGGCGGGCCUGAGCCGAGCUCGGAUUUUUACGUGGCUCUUGUAUCGGAGGAGGAGGUUGUUUUAUUGUUGGGUGAUCACAAGAAGAAAGCUUUUAAGAGAACUAAAUCAAGACCUGCCUUGGUUGACGCUGCCUUGUUCUACAAGAAAGAGAAUGUGUUUGGUAAGAAGAGCUUUUCGACUAGGGCGAAGUUCAAUGAUAGGAAGAAAGAGCAUGAGAUCGUAGUGGAGAGCUCGACCGGGGAGAAGGAUCCUGAGAUGUGGAUUAGCGUAGAUGGUAUCAUUUUGGUUCAGGUGAGAAAUCUGCAGUGGAAAUUUAGGGGGAAUCAAACGGUUUUGGUGGAUAAAGAACCUGUUCAAGUGUUUUGGGAUGUGUAUGAUUGGUUCUUCAGCACGCCCGGUACAGGUCACGGCUUGUUCAUCUUUAAACCAGAGAACGGUGAGAGUGACGCGAGCGAUGGAGGAACCAAGGAUAGUAGUUCUUCUUCUUCUUCUUCGUCUGAGUUUUGUCUCUUCCUUUAUGCUUGGAAAUUGGAGUAAGUCUAAAAUGUUUUCAAACCAAAGCUUGCAUUCUUUUUGUUGCCUGACUGUAAGUUCACAUUCAACAUCAAUCUUAGCGUGUGACCCACUCUUGAUAAUUUGACUAGUUCAAAUUUACCAAGACGUGAAAAAGGGUUCGUUUUCAAAGACAGGCUGUUUCUCCCACUAUUCAUUAGUGCAAUGUGCGUGUGUGUGUGUGUAACACUGACCAAGACCUUUUGAUUCUUAGCCAACUCAGCAGACGAUCUCAUGAAGAUGGAAUUAUUGUAUGAUUGCUUGCUUGAAUUUAGAAUCCUCUGGUGUAAACACAAGUUCUUGUCAAUCUCAAGAUUGUUGACAUGUUUUAUCUGAGAAAUUGCAGUCUAUUACUACUUGAAUGAUGCCCAACACAGUACGAUGUACGCUGACUCGCUGAGAAAUUAUAAAAUAAAUCCGAUAAGCAAACAUUACCAUAAAUGUAAUGAAGACUUUGCCUGCUCUAGCCGCACAACAUUUCAGGUACACUUAUCUCUCUACAUCAAAGAAAAGCUCUGUUGAUCCCUCAAACAUGUGACGUCUAGCUUGUAUGCUUGACCCUAUCUAUGUGGCUUGUAUGUCCUUCUAUCUUCUUAGUAUUAGUUUAUGUUGUCGUACUUUAUGUUUGUAUCCUUAUUGUCAUGUUGGGAUGAUGUGGUUUGCUAGGAACCUAUUCAUAUUUGCUUUGAUA
Molecule: messenger RNA, 1823 nt
Organism: Camelina sativa (false flax)
Lineage: Eukaryota; Viridiplantae; Streptophyta; Magnoliopsida; Brassicales; Brassicaceae
Source: RefSeq, a predicted model, not a curated record